Molecule: messenger RNA, 759 nt
Organism: Psylliodes chrysocephalus
Lineage: Eukaryota; Metazoa; Arthropoda; Insecta; Coleoptera; Chrysomelidae
Source: the annotation of a GenBank genome assembly
AUGGGACCCUUAACAUUUAGCCUAUAUGACAUGACCGACUACAAACGCGUGUCAUCUAUUAUUCAAGGGCUGUUCCCAAACGGGACCCUUGCCAUUCAAGUGGGUUACUUAUGUUUUAGGAAUGUAGAUAACUUGAAACAAAUGAGGAACAAAAUGAAAUAUGAAGCCAAAACCUAUAAAAGCAAACUAAAAGUGGAUGUAAUGGGGACAGGGGGUGGGCCAAGCACCCUCAAAGAAAAUAGUAUAUUGGAAGAGGUGUUACGUUUUAUAGGAAGAGCAGGUGUUGGAAUAGAAAACAUUCCUGAUUAUGAUUUUCAGCCUGCUAUAGACGUAGGUCCUAUAGAACCUUUCUUUUUUGAAAAUGUAUUAACCGAGAGUAAACCAUUGGAAACUUGUGUUACUCAGGAACCUCAAAUUCAAGUUGAAAUUGGUGAGACAAGUGCAACCUUUCAGGUGCCUCUUGUUCAACCUGCAAGCACCAGCAGACAAAUAACGCCUUCGAGAAGAAGACCAGUUGUAAAAGCUUCCAUUAAAGAACAACUGAACAAGGAAAAAGGUCUCAAGUUCACACGCACCAGAUCGGUGUCCUUCAAAGAGUUAAAUAAUGGAGUCCUAAGGAGAUUCGAAGAAAAGGAGCUCUUUGAGAUAGUGAAAAGAAAAGUGGAGCAAAGUAUUCAAUUGCGAAGCAUUAUUUUACAAAAAUUAGAAAAUAACGAAGAUGUAGACCCUUCCUUAAUACAGGCUACUUUUAAGGAUUAA